GACUUAUAGUCAAAGGGAAAGAAUCCCAGAGAUCCCUCCCUCAAGGCCGAUAAUUAGCCCUAAACGACUGCAAAGGGCAGUGUGUUGCAAUCUGAUUAGAGCCCUGCAGCUAUCAAUAAACAGCAUGCUGCAAGGGGCUGGACCCAUUAAAACAGAGGGACAGGAAGCCCUUAUAGGGCAAUAGCCAACAAACGCCACUCAGCACUUUGAGGCACCACAGAGCUUGUCACCAUAUCGUAAAGUGUUUUCUUUGAACACGAUUACACAAUGCAUCUACCGUAAUAUUUACGAUAAAAUUAUAACCAAUAUUACGCACGAUCAAGUUAGGAUGUGCCACAAUAUUAUUGAUCUGAUAAUAAAGGUGAUCACGUGAUCACACGAGCAAUACUGUGAAGCAUCACCUUUUCUCUCUGAUGUUUUUUUUUAUUUUUGGGGGGGUGCUGUUUUUCUUAUUUACAACUCACUUUGUGAAACGGGGCAUUUGGAUCAAUAACAUCUUAUUUUCAUCAGCGCUAUUGAUAUCAGGUAUAAAUUAAAACAUCAAGUGACGCAACGGAAAGAUAUGAGUUGUACAUGGUCUCGAUGACCCAUUAACGGUUUGUUGUGUUUAUUUGAAGCGGCUUCGUGGGGUAGUGGGUGGGGUGGGGGUGGAAAAAAAUGUUAAUUUCCCUUUUUUUUUUUUUCGUCCAGCCCAUGUAGUCUGUGAUUGGUUGCAUCCCACUCCACGCCUGUUUUAUAGCUCCGCUCUCCACUCGGCUAGCACAAACAUGAGGAUGUCGACACCUUGACACAGCAACUUUUUUUUUAAAACUUCUUUUACAAAGUCUUUUUUUUUUUACUCCGUCAAGAGUUCACCACGAGAGUCACCAGCACAGCUCCACGGUGUCAGUCGGACCUGUAUGGCCCCAUCGUCGGUGUCGAUGUCAGUUUUGGCCGCCGCCGCCGGUUUAAAAAGUGAAGAUCUCCCCCCACGCUCGGUGCUCGUCACGAGAGGCGACAUGCAGACCAGCCUGAGCCCCACAGAGGACGCCGGGAAGCCCAAAGUGGCCAUCCUGCCCUUCAGCGUCGAGGCUCUGAUGGCUGAUCGCAAGCCGAGCAGAGAGGCGUCUUCCCCCGACGGCCCCUCCGUGGCCGGGACGUCCCAAUCUCUGGGGAAGAGCGUUCGGAUGGGUCCGUUUGGAGGUCUGGAUACUUCCGUGCCUGCUAUCCCGAUGGGCUCCUCUUUUUCAGUGGGCGAGCUCAUGAACAUGCAAGAGGACGUGUUGAUUAAACCAGAGAGUCCAGACAGCCAAGAGCGAACUUCCUGGAUCCAGAGUCCUCGUUUUUCUCCCACACCUCCACGGAGGCUGAGUCCUCCAGCGUGUCCUCUGAGGAAACACAAGACCAACAGGAAGCCUCGGACCCCUUUCACGACAUCCCAGCUGCUGGCCUUGGAGAGAAAGUUCCGUCAGAAGCAGUACCUGUCCAUCGCCGAGCGCGCAGAGUUCUCCAGUUCCCUCAGCUUGACAGAGACCCAGGUCAAGAUCUGGUUUCAGAACAGGAGAGCCAAAGCCAAACGACUACAGGAGGCAGAACUAGAGAAACUGAAAAUGGCAGCUAAACCCAUGUUGCCUCCCGCGUUUGGGAUUUCCUUCCCUCUAAGUGCCCACGUCGCAGGGUCCUACGCGGGCUCGCACGCCUUCCAGAGGCACUCGCUGCCGGUGUCCCCCGUGGGACUAUACGCCGCCCACGUCGGAUACAGCAUGUACCACCUAACCUGAUGAUGGACUCAAGAUCGUGGACACUUUUUAAAAAAAAAAAAUCAUUAUCAUGGGGUAAGACUCCUUGUUGAAGGAGUUUUUUUUCCUUGCAGUUUUUCUUCUUUCGAGGACCCGAUGUCUGAUCUCGCCAUGAGUAAGUCCUACAAAAAGAUGUUUAAUCUUGUGCUCAUAGUGAUGCAUCAGAUUUUUUUUUUUAACAAAAGACUCGUAAUAGGACACUCAAGUAUGGACGCAAAACACAACUGUGUUGCAGUAUUGUCGGCCUGCUGCAAUAGUUUUGUGGAAGCAUUUUUUUAUUCUUUUUUUUUUCUAAACCGGAUAACAGUGUCAAUGACUUUUUGUAAAGAUGAAAAACAACAGCAUUUAAAAAGAGUUUAAAAAAAACAGCACUAGUGUCUGUUGUUGGAAUGAUUCCCUUCGCAAGGGAUACGUGUACUGUAAAAUAAUGUAUAUUUGGAAAAAUAUCCUCAUUUAUAUUAUGAAUAUAUUUGUGACAUAACUUAAUAAAUUGUUUAUUCUUUUUCA
Hippocampus comes (tiger tail seahorse) is the source of this 2285-nucleotide messenger RNA. It is a transcript of the gene msx1a, whose product is annotated as muscle segment homeobox 1a. Gene Ontology annotation, cellular component: nucleus. NCBI's taxonomy places the organism in Eukaryota, Metazoa, Chordata, Actinopteri, Syngnathiformes, Syngnathidae. Gene Ontology annotation, biological process: regulation of transcription by RNA polymerase II; embryonic morphogenesis. The record is from RefSeq and is a predicted model, not a curated record. Gene Ontology annotation, molecular function: RNA polymerase II transcription regulatory region sequence-specific DNA binding; DNA-binding transcription factor activity, RNA polymerase II-specific. The coding region runs from base 900 to 1760 and encodes 286 amino acids. The transcript is spliced from 2 exons.